Messenger RNA from Capsicum annuum, 357 nucleotides. RefSeq names its product receptor-like protein 56. The record is from RefSeq and is a predicted model, not a curated record. The transcript has a single exon. Gene Ontology annotation, molecular function: protein binding. NCBI's taxonomy places the organism in Eukaryota, Viridiplantae, Streptophyta, Magnoliopsida, Solanales, Solanaceae. The coding region runs from base 1 to 357 and encodes 118 amino acids.
AUGUCCGGAGUUGAUUUAUCUUGCAACCAGUUAAGUGGUGAAAUACCGAAGGAACUCAGUAAUCUUACCGAGAUUCAUGCAUUAAACUUGUCACAUAACCACUUUACUGGAGUAAUACCAUCAGAAUUCUCAAAUCUCCAGAAUAUUGAGAGUUUGGACCUGUCAUACAACAACUUGACGGGGAGUAUUCCCACUCAACUUCUAAAGUUGACCACUCUAGAUGUUUUUACCGUGGCACAUACUAUUCUAACAGGUAGAACUCCACAGCGUUCUGUGCAGUUUGCAACUUUUAACGAAAGCAGUUAUGAGGGAAAUCCUUUUCUUUGUCGUCUUCCAUUGAACAUCAGUUGCAUGUAG